CACAUACUGGUAAUAAUUACAUGUAUUAUCAUCAUUAGUGCUCAAGAGACAAUAAGAUGAUACACUACGCUUCAACUCUAUUUCUAGUUGCAAUAAUUUCCAUUCAAGCUAGCUGGGCAGUGAGAGUGUACACACACCUUCUACAACCAAAGGAGAACCCCGACUAUGACAGAUACAGAGUAAUUCAUCCCUCUCUGGAGGUGUUUGAACCUCUUCCCCAAUUUGCAACUCUUCGAAAUCUGCCAUCGAGCCAGGCUUAUUUGAUAAAUUACACACAAGCAAUCGACAAGUAUUGCCUCAAUCCAAAUACUACCCUUGGAGGAAUACUCUGGCCAGUAAGCCCGAGUUUCAUGUUUUCCGACAACUAUAAAGAUUUCAUUGAUUACAUUAAAGAGAAGGGUUUGUACAUUACAAGCGUGCAUGGAUUCAGUCCAGUAAGUGCAGGGUAUAGACCUCCAAAAAGCGUGCUGGAGUACAUGGAAGCAACACUAGGCAGCCACUGGUUUGGAAUAGCGAAUGGCGAACAAGAUGGGCACUAUUUUGGAGCCUUCAUUAGAGAGGAGAUGCCCCUCAACAACCCACCAUUGGAUCAGUAUUUGAAUUUCAGAGACUACUUUGACCGAAUGGAGCACAUACUUGGUCCAAGACUAACAACUCUUCUAAGCAGCACCUACCCUCAUUAUCAGUUAAAGACUGGGUUGUACACACUAGCAGGAGCAGAAACCUCACAGCAUGGACCAAAUGCACAACUAAGGUAUUCGUUCAUCAGAGGAGCAGGCAAGCAGUAUGGAGUGAUAUGGUUUGGAAAUGUCUCAAUAUACAAUCGAUUCGGACACAAGGUGUAUAGUAAGAAGAAAAAAGCAAGUAAAACAUCACACCAAACAACGAGGAAAAUCAAGUUUUCGUGUGUGAAUUAUACAUCAAUGGAAGGAUAUGAUGUUGACUCCUUCGGUGAUCCAUUUGGUCCAAGUUGUGGUACCUCACUAAAUUUGAUGAAGAGGCUCAUGUAUGCUCAGAUGAUGUAUAACAGUGGAUAUGUAAGCUUUGAGGGAAACUGGUUCUAUGAAAGUAAUAAAGGAAAUGAUCUAAGCCCUAUCGGAUUGAUACAGCACAAUGCUUACAAGUGGGUUUCACAAAAGAAGGUGUCAUUAGGCAAACAUUUAGCUACAGUGGCAAUCUACUUGGAUUAUUUUAAUGGCUGGGCAUCUCCACGACAAAAUAAAGGAGUUAUCUAUCGAACUUGGAUGAACUUACCGUACGUAAAUGCUGAUUAUCUGACAGAUGGCUUACUGAGAUUACUGUAUCCACACUAUCAAGAUUCAUCAUACUUUCAUGAUGAAACCGGAGUUAGCUCCCCUACACCAUACGGUGACAUAGUGGACGUGAUUCUAACAGAUGCACCUGUUUGGGUGCUGAAGGCGUAUGAUACUAUUUUCGUGUCGAGUCAGCUAGCUGGAGGAGAAGAAAUAGCGAGAAAUUUAUUUGACUAUGUUCAAAGUGGUGGCAACUUAGUGAUAACAGCAGGUAAUCUUGCCACAUUGCCUAGAGGAUAUUUCAAUGUUUCAGUGACUGGUGGAUUUAGGGUCAUACAAGCAGGCGAAAAGGUCUACUUGCACUCACAGAAGCAGCCUAUCACUGAGCGAUAUAAUAUGACAGUUCGCCAUUUGGAAUACACCCAAGGGGCUACAAUUUUAGCGUGGUUAAAAGAUAGUACGCCUUUGGCCAUACAAAUUAAGGAUACAAGCGGAGGAACAUUAGUUGUAUUAGCAACUUCUUACGCAGUGUCUUCCACACAAACAAACAAGCCAGUCAGUGAAAUUGAUGAACCUAUAACGACACCAUUUCCACUACUAGACCAUGCAUCAUUGAUCUUACACAGUUCAUUGAGCAAUGCGAGUAUUAUAAAGAGUACCACUAAAUUGAGCAUUGUCACCAACUAUGUUGACACCGACAAGCUAUUGGUAUUAGUUUCUAAUCCUCUACUGGAGCAACAGCCUCUUAAAUUUGUGGUGCAAAAUGGAGAGAUUAUAAAUGUAAAAGAGAUAAUCUUGGAUCAGUCAGAGAAAGGGCAGAUUGGAUACUUACCAGAUGGCUACGAAAAUGCAGACAUUGGUAAGAGUACCCCAACAACCAUUGCCGGCGGUGAUACUAGGCUGUUCCAAGUAACAACAACCCUAAAGAUGACAGAAAUUGACAAACCUAGUGUUAAGCCUAGACCAAUAGGAAUUGCACUCCAUAUUCGUCACAUUAGGCUAUCCCUUAGACGAGAGAUUAAUUCUCGGCCAACCUUCUUCCAACACUACGAUUCUGUUGUAAUCGACUAUUCGUAUUUGAUCACCAAAGACGAGGAAUUUCUGGUGAAAGAAAGAAACUGGAUAGCAACUCAAAGAGUGAAAGUAUACGUAGAUGCAACACCGUCGCUUGACCUUUUCCCAACUCUUAGACUAACUAGUGAUGCACCAGACUUGUACAAUGAAAGUAUGAGUUCAUUUAUUUCACUCCUGAAAAAGAUGGCUAUACUAGGGUCUCACGAUCUUAUCCUUUCUCUGCACAUCUUUCCAGGAGACCAAAGCAAAGAGUCUACAUUCGAGCAAUUCAACACCACUCUACAGUUUCUACGUGAACUGGCCAAACCGCUAAAUAUCACAUUGCACAUUCUAGAUACUCCAAAAAACCAGCUUGAGUUACUACCAAUGAGCAGAUGGCUGGAAACCUACAGCCUUAGUUCUAUCAGCUUUGCACUGAGUACAUCAGCACUACUUGCAUUCACAGACUACAAGUACGACACAAUACUUACCACAAGAACAAGCAUGCUGUACAUAAAUGCUCCAGGCUGGGAUUUGUUUGGACUGAAGUACACAAACAAUGAGGCAAUAUCUAAAAAUCAAACAACUGAAUUAGAGAUUAAACAACUCUUGAAACACAUAUGCUCUCUUGUCUGCUGUCCUUACGCUAAAUCUCCGAAAACACAAACACUUGACAAGCUGGCUAAACAACAGAAUCACAUGUACAGAGGUACACAAUGUAACAAUGUUUUGCCGUUUGUGAUGGACAGUGUCUAUCUGAAUCAAGAUGAAGAAUACAGUGACAUACGAGCUGUAGAACAGCUUUUAGCACCACAGUAGCUCACAUUAUAAUUAUACGCACACACAUAAUUUUUGAUUAACAUUACCCAUGUACAUUUGUACGUACACGUAGUUUUGA
Messenger RNA from Halichondria panicea, 3204 nucleotides. RefSeq lists its product as uncharacterized. NCBI's taxonomy places the organism in Eukaryota, Metazoa, Porifera, Demospongiae, Suberitida, Halichondriidae. The record is from RefSeq and is a predicted model, not a curated record. The transcript has a single exon. Bases 57 to 3125 code for a protein of 1022 amino acids.